Penicillium cosmopolitanum is the source of this 1572-nucleotide messenger RNA. RefSeq lists its product as uncharacterized. Gene Ontology annotation, biological process: transmembrane transport; carbohydrate transport. Bases 1 to 1572 code for a protein of 523 amino acids. Gene Ontology annotation, cellular component: membrane. Gene Ontology annotation, molecular function: carbohydrate:proton symporter activity. Lineage: Eukaryota; Fungi; Ascomycota; Eurotiomycetes; Eurotiales; Aspergillaceae. The transcript has 4 exons. The record is from RefSeq and is a predicted model, not a curated record.
AUGUCGAAUUGGGCUAUUACAAAAUAUUUCAAUCGAACGCUGGCGUUGUCGUGCACGCUGGUUGCCAUCUCCCAGCUCAACUAUGGAUUCGAUAAUCAAGCUUUCGCAACGACACAGUCGAUGACUGCUUUCACGAAACAAUUUGGCGAAUACAAUCCUCAAACAGGGGCAUAUGCUAUUCCGGCAUAUUAUUUGUCGCUGCUGAAUAGUCUGAACUAUAUCGGCUUUGCCUUGGGGCUAUUAAUCGGAAGCCUUAUCAGCCGACGAUAUGGACGUCGCGUCUGUAUAUUUUCCAUGAGCUGCUAUGCUCUUGUGACGGCAACAAUUACCGUGACCUCCCAGAGCAAGGGUCAGAUUCUCGCGGCGCGGAUCUUGAAUUAUGUUUAUGUCGGCAUGGAGCUAUCGGUUGUACCUGUCUAUCAAUCAGAAAUUGUACCAGCUCCAGUCCGCGGAUUUGUGGUGGGAACAUAUCAACUGGCCAUCGGUCUAGGAGGAAUUAUUAUCAACAGUAUUUGCAGAGGAACCAGUACCUUGGAAGGCAACAAAUCCUGGAGAAUACCAUUUGGUCUAUUCUACGUGAUCCCUUGCGUGAUUCUGUCUUUGAUUUGGUUAAUCCCAGAGGUAUCAUCCCCUCGAAACUACUACAAAAGGGCCAUACUAAUAGCUAUUCCCAAGUCCCCCCGCUGGCUCCUUCUUCAAAACCGGCCUGAUGAAGCCGAACAAUCCCUAAAACGGCUCCGCCAUGGAACGAUGACGAGGGAAGCGAUCGCGGAUGAAUUGGCCUCCUUGAAAAUUGGACUUGCCAUCGAACCAGAAAAAGGUCAUUUCAAAGAGUUGUUCGACAAGACAAACUUGAAACGCACCCUGAUCGUCAUCGCCAUUAGCUUCUUCCAGCAAGCUACCGGCCAGGCCUUUUCAAGUCAGUACGGCGCCAUAUUCGUCAAAUCGCUCGGCACAGUCAACCCCUACAACUUCGCAAUCAUCACGAGCUGUAUCACCACGGCGGCAUGUCUCAUUUCGAACCUUUUGAGCGACAAAGUCGGUCGGCGGAAGCUUUUCAUCGCAGGUGCAGGCAUCCAAGCCGUGGCGCUAUUUACAAUGGGUGGCCUAGGAACAGCGAGCCCGGUGACCUUCUCUGAAAGCACCGCGAUAGCAGCUAUGAUGGCGAUCUUCGGAGCUGGGUUCGGACUGGGCUGGGGACCACUCACGUAUGUGGUUAUCACUGAGCUGCCGGCUUUGUCGCUUCGUGACCAUUCUCAACGUAUCUCUUCUCUCACAAAUAUUGCGGUCAAUUUUGCGGUGACCUUUUCGAUUCCAUACCUACUGGACGACGGCUACGCGGGUCUGCACUCCAAAGUUGGAUUUAUCUUUGGGAGUAUUGCAGUGUGUGCGUGUGUUUUUACAUACCUUUGUGUGCCGGAUUGUCAAGGGAAAUCUCUCGAAGAGGUGGAUCGACUUUUCCACGAGGGUGUCCCUGUGAGGAAGUUCAGAGAUUACCAAACGGCUGCACUAGAUGAGGCUCAAGAGGCGGAGAAAGGGAAAGAAAUGCGAAGUCAGAGCCGCGAUGUUUAA